CCAAAAACACCAGUUUGACAGAUCUCUCGAUCUUUGGCCACUUUGUGCCAUUUUCUGGUUACGUUUCACGAAAUCUGUGAACUCAAUAAAGCGGUGAAAUAAGUAUAAAACUUAAAAAAUGAGUCGUUUUUUCGCCGGUUCGGACUCAGAUUCCGACAGCUCGACCGAUGACGAGCCAAUUCAGCGCGCGCCAGCGCAAGUUUACACCUUUAGCGAUGAAGAAGAAGAAGUCAAACGCGUUGUGCGUUCAGCUAAGGAGAAACGAUAUGAGGAACUCACUAACAUCAUCAAGCAAAUACGUAACUUCAAGAAGAUUAAAGACAUGAGUAGUAUGUUGACAAGUUUCGAGGAUCUUCAGAAAGCAUAUGUUAAGGCGUUGCCGGUGAUAGCGAAGGAGGAGGCCGGCCAAACUCCGCGCUUUUUCACGAGAUGCUUGGUGGAGAUGGAGGAUUUCAUAAACGAAAUGUGGGAGGAUAGAGAAGGAAGAAAGAAUAUGAGCAAGAAUAAUAGUAAAUCUCUGGCUUCGAUGCGGCAAAAAUUGAGGAAGUAUAUUAAGGACUUUGAAGAGGAUAUUGGCAAGUUUAGAGAGAACCCGGAUCAGCCUGAUGAUGAAGAGGAAGAAGAGAAACAUGAGCCUGAGCCUGACUCUGAGACCGAAGCCCCAUCAAAAUCCGUUACUAAAGCCUCAUCCAAGCAAGUAAUGGAUGACGAAGGAUCAUCUGAGUCUGAUGAUUGGCCAUCUGACAGUGACUCGAGCUCCGAUAGCUCUGAUGAAGACGAAAGCAAGUACCAGAGCAUGAGGGAGCGCUUCUUGAAGAAAACUGGUCCAGCGCACGAAGAUGACGAGGAACGAGAACGGCGUAAAGAAGAACGCAGAAAAGAACGUAAAGAGAAGGAACGCAGGAAAGCGAAGAAAGAAGAUGAAGAAGAUGGCGAAGGCGAAUGGGAGUACGUCAAAGGUGGCAUUGCAAUUCCCAGUGAAAAACCGAAAAUGUUCGCCAAAGACGCUGAGAUUGACCUGAGUCUCGUGAUCAAAAAACUGACCGAAAUAAUGGCCGCUAGAGGCAAAAAACGCACAGAUAGACGCGAGCAAAUUGAGCUUCUCCACGAGUUGCAAAACGUUUCGGAUCAGCAUCAACUAGGACCUGCUAUCUUCGUGAAAAUUAAGUUUGCCAUCAUUUCGGCGAUUUUCGAUUAUAACCCGAAGGUUUCCGACGCGAUGAAGCCGGAAUAUUGGAUGAAAUUGCUGGAUAGGAUGUCUGAAAUGCUUGAUGCGUUGCUUGUUAGCAGUAAUUUAUUGGUUUCUGAGACGGUUACAGAAGAAACGGAAAAUUUGGAAGAACCUCCGUAUAAGAUUAGGGGUUGCGUUUUGACAUCUGUUGAACGUCUGGACGACGAGUUUACCAAGUUGUUGAAGGAGUGUGAUCCUCACAGUAAUGAAUAUGUGGAGAGGUUGAAGGAUGAAGCGAGAGUGUCGGGGAUUAUUGAUAAGACAAUGAAAUAUUUAGAGAGGGCGAAUCUUCCGUCAGAGAUUUGCAGAAUUUACUUGAGGAAAAUCGAGCAUUUGUAUUAUAAAUUUGACCCAAGAGUACUACAGCAGAAAGCGGGUGAGAUUCCCAAGGACGUUUACACCUCAGUCCAAGAAAUGGAAAAACUUUGCAAAUUCAUCUACGCGAAGGACGGCACCGACCGUCUGCGCACACGUGCUAUUCUCUCCCACAUCUACCAUCACGCCCUACACGACAACUGGUUCCAAGCACGUGACCUCGUCCUCAUGUCCCAUCUCCAAGAAACCAUCCACCAUUCCGACCCUAGUACCCAAAUCCUCUACAACCGUACCAUGGCCCAUCUGGGACUUUGCGCUUUCCGGCAUGCCAAUAUCAAAGACGCCCACAACUGCCUCGUUGAUCUGAUGAUGACUGGUAAACCCAAGGAAUUGCUAGCCCAAGGGUUGUUGCCACAACGCCAACACGAAAGAAGCAAGGAACAAGAAAAAAUCGAGAAGCAGAGACAGAUGCCGUUCCAUAUGCACAUCAAUUUAGAACUCCUGGAGUGUGUGUACUUGGUGUCUGCGAUGUUGAUCGAAAUACCGUACAUGGCGGCGCACGAAUUUGACGCUAGACGUCGCAUGAUUUCAAAAACUUUCUACCAGCAGUUGAGAAGCUCCGAAAGGCAGAGUUUGGUGGGGCCUCCAGAGAGCAUGAGAGAACAUGUGGUAGCAGCCGCAAAGGCGAUGCGAAAUGGUAACUGGUCGGCUUGUAAUGGCUACAUUAUAAACGAGAAAAUGAACGCGAAAGUUUGGGAUUUGUUCUAUCAAGCGGAUGCUGUAAGAGCUAUGUUGACUCGACUGAUCAAAGAAGAGUCUCUAAGGACUUACCUCUUCACGUAUUCGCACGUAUAUGACUCGAUUUCCAUGGCUACGUUGGCGCAGAUGUUCGAAUUGGAUAAACCAGUGGUACAUUCCAUUAUCUCCAAAAUGAUUAUUAACGAGGAGUUGAUGGCUUCACUUGAUGAUCCUACUCAAACUGUCGUGAUGCAUCGCAGUGAGCCGUCGCGUCUGCAGUCACUGGCGUUGCAGUUGGCGGACAAAAUUAACAAUUUUGUGGAUUCUAAUGAAAGGAUUUUGGAAACGAAACAAGGCAAUUUCUUCUCAAGGGGAAUGAAUCAGGGGAAUUUCAGAGGGGAUAGACAGAAUUAUAGAGGUACUAAUCAAGAUUGGAAUCGUCAACGCAGAGAUCACAGGAAAGAGUAUUAAGUGUUUCAAUUUCUUUUUUUUAUUCAUUGUGUAAUGUAAUGGAGUCAAUAAAUAAAGGUCUAAGAUCA
Molecule: messenger RNA, 2823 nt
Organism: Zophobas morio
Lineage: Eukaryota; Metazoa; Arthropoda; Insecta; Coleoptera; Tenebrionidae
Gene: eIF3c
Product: eukaryotic translation initiation factor 3 subunit C
Exons: 9
Coding region: 119-2755 (878 amino acids)
Biological process (GO): translational initiation
Cellular component (GO): eukaryotic translation initiation factor 3 complex
Molecular function (GO): translation initiation factor binding; translation initiation factor activity; RNA binding
Source: RefSeq, a predicted model, not a curated record